Molecule: messenger RNA, 1032 nt
Organism: Dujonia railenensis
Lineage: Eukaryota; Fungi; Ascomycota; Pichiomycetes; Serinales; Debaryomycetaceae
Source: the annotation of a GenBank genome assembly
AUGUACGAUGAGCAUUUCUUAGUUACAGGAGGAGCUGGUUUCAUAGGCUCAAACUUCUUGAUACACUUUGUCAAAAAGUACCCCAACCACCAUUUCACUUGCAUUGACAAACUAAAUUAUGCAUCGAACUACAGUCUACAGAAUGUUGACGAGAUAAUGAGUUACCCUAACUUCAGAUUCAUCAAGGAAGACCUUGCCACAUUCACUCCUGAUUUGCAGCUAGUUGAUACCGUAGUCCACUUUGCGGCCGAGUCUUGUGUAGACAGGUCCUUCGGUCUGCCUUCGAUGUUUAUAGAGAACAAUAUCUUGGCUACGCAGAAUUUACUCGAGCUGGUGCGGAAGCUCUUAAAUGGGUCGGAACCACAACGACGGAAAAAGUUUAGAUUUAUCCAUAUUUCUACGGAUGAGGUGUAUGGAGAGUCUUCGAUGAAUUCGCUGUGCUCUGGGUUCGAUGAAUAUUCACCUCUCAACCCAACCAAUCCUUACUCUUCCUCCAAGGCAUCGGUGGACUUAAUUAUCAAGUCAUAUCAGUACUCCUACAAGUUACCCAUAGUUAUCUUGCGCCCUAAUAAUGUAUUUGGUAAGAAUCAGUAUCCGGAGAAAAUAAUUCCAUUAGCUAUAGACAGGUUAAUGUCUAAGCAGUUGAUUCCUCUACACGGAGACGGGUCCAAUAAGAGAACGUAUAUACAUAUAGACGAUUUCGUGAAAAGUAUUGAAUUGGUGUGGGGACUCUUCAAGAGAGACAGUGCUUCGAUAUCUGGCGAGAUAUUUAACAUUGGUACCGAAAAUGAAAUUGACAACCUAUCUCUAGUGAAGUAUAUCACUUCAGAGUACUUGAGCACGACAGACGAGUCUCUAAUCAGUAAGCAAAUCGAAUUUGUUGAGGACAGGAACUACAACGAUUCGAGGUACAAGAUUAACUACGGCAAGAUCAAGAUAUUGGGAUGGUUUCCGGAAGUGGACUUUAAGCAGGGAAUACGUGACUUGAUCCGUCACGAAAGGGCAAAGCUUGAAAAGCACCUGAACACUUAG